Molecule: messenger RNA, 4203 nt
Organism: Besnoitia besnoiti
Lineage: Eukaryota; Apicomplexa; Conoidasida; Eucoccidiorida; Sarcocystidae
Exons: 4
Coding region: 1-4203 (1400 amino acids)
Source: RefSeq, a predicted model, not a curated record
AUGGCACUCUCGAACCCCUGCCCUGGGCCGUACGUUUCAUCUUCUCAUGACGCCUACAGCUGCCCACAAGGAUUGAACAUUGCGGCCGCGCCAGCGUAUCCGACCCUCGGCCUUCCUCCUACUUUUGUCAGCAGCAGUGUCGCCUCGUUGAUACCGUCCGUGCAGAGCCAGGCAGUCUGCGCUGGUUGUAGCGCUGGAUCAGCAGGCGGCUCCCACGUUCGCCAUGCAGAUGGCAGUGGCCUGAUGGGGACGGGUUACACACUCCACGUGCCUGCUUACGCCGCCAUUACACCAGAUCGCAUAGCACAGCCGUACGCAGGUGGGCCCCCCUCUUACGUGUUAGGACCAGUAUACCCUCCACAACCAGUAUUUCCGCAGAACCUUUUCAGCGCAGACAUGUAUCGGUCCGGCUGCGCUGGAAACGCUACAUCCUUGGCGGAGCUGCAGGCUCGGAACCCCUCCCAAUGUGAGGGGGGCCCCGAAGCUUGCGCUUCCCUCAACUUGGUCAGCGACAACAGAGCCUGCCAGCCACUUGAACAACAGAAAUCGAAUGCAUCUUCUGCAGAGCCGACUGCAGAAAGCACCAGGGCGGAACAUCCGAUAACAGGCUCUGUUGCCAGCGAGAACUUCUUGCCUGCGAGUAUCGAGGGCGAGCACCGUGAACUUCUUCCGUUUAGCGCGCCUGUGCCCGCGAGCUACAUCGAAGGUCGGGGCGGAGAGCGGAAGGCAUCUGCGGGUCAGACAGCUCGGGAAAAACGCAGGUACAGAGAGUUUUUACAAGCUCAGAUUGCUCUGAGGAAGGAACGGGACAGAGCGGAACGAGCGCGCGAGCUAGGAGUCGAUUUCCUCCCCGAAACAAAGCAACACCGACCCGGGCUUCAGGGCGGUACUGGCGAUUCCAGCACAAACGGCAAGUCUGCAGAGUUGCAGGCAGAAACCGAUGCCGGCAUCAGGCGAGCCUUCCUCGGCAGGCGAGGAAGCACCCCAAAUCAUGACACGUUUAAGCAGAUGGCCCAAGCUCCACCCACCACCGAUCGCCUAAAACAACAAAAAGAGUACGGCGAGUUCCUAAAGAGGCAAGCGGAGCAGAAGAGGCUCGAGAGGGAGCGAGCUAAGGAUGAGGAAGUAGCCGAAGACAAGCGGAUACUCGAAAUCGCUCGCCAGAUGGAGCUCAGCUCUUCUCAUAGUUACCGGCUUCCUCAGACCAGUCAAAGCAGGCAACGCACGAGAGACCUGCGACUGGCUGCGGAGCGAACUACGAUACCCGGCGAGCCCCUCGUCACUGGCAUCCAAGAGGGUCGUGAUCGCUCGGCCGACCACUGCGCAAAACAAGCGAGUAGCCCGCCUGACGGUGACAUUUGUCACUCCCGCAGCGUUCCGAGCGACAAGCGAAACGGCUGCAGUGCCCCUUCGUCUCGACAAGCAGAAGACCCACGAGGCGAAACAUUGAGCCUCGGGGGCAGACGGAUGGAAGAUGCGCUGUCACAACCGAAGCAGGCGCUCAUGUCUCGCGAAGGCUUGGAUGAGACGCGGGGUGGAGCCGAAGAGCAGUGGCGCCAGAAGUUAAUCAGGAGACAGCUUUAUCAGCAAGCACUAGCGGAGCAGAUUCGAGAGAAGGAAGCUCGAAAAGAGGAGGAAAAACAGAAGAGACUGAAGGAGCAAGCCGAAGAACGGCGACUCAUGGACGAGGCGCUGGAACAGGAGAAACGAAUGCCGCGGACAGGACGAAAACACGUCAGAACGUCUGACGAGGAUGCCGAUGCCUUCGGACUCCCCCGCCCUUCUGAUGGGCCUCCUUGCCAGUUGUCGAAGGGAGUUAACGGCUUUGCCGCUUCUGCAGCGACGACUGUGGCAGUUACGCCUCCUCCUGAGACGAUGCCGAGUCGGGACGCCGCCGGCAGGCCGUCCGCAGUGCCAGAUGGCCCCGAAGGCUUCGAGAAACCUCCUCCGAGCUCUGCGGGAGCAUGCACGAUCUCGCCCUGGGUGGAAGCCACCGACAAGAAAAGCGCCAGCUGUGCGGUUGACGGCGGCCACUUUCCAUGUGGCUUCACAGAUCAUACAUUGGGCUACUGCCGCCGCUACGCUGUUCGCUGUAUGGGUCGCUGCGUGGGCCCUGGGUCACCGUGUCAGCGAAUGCGCGACUUCACCAGCUGCAGGCCAAACACAAAGUCUGGGGAAGCUGACACCUUAGACAUCGUGGGGUUGGAUCUAGAGGCUGUGCGAGCUGAGAUCAAGCGGCAGCAAGACGAGCUACGCAGCAUGCAGCUCCAGCAGCAGCUGGCUCAACUGCAGCAGCGUCUGCAACAGGACGAACUCAAUCGGGCCCUGUUUGGGCUCUUGGAGAGCAGGAAUGUGCUGCUUCCGUCGAACGGCGGUCACAGCUCGGGGGCAAGCGAAUCAGAGAGUGGGGUUCCUGUUGCUGCAAGACCGCAACCCCCACCUCUUGACAUUUCGGCGGUGCUCCGUCUGGAGCAGCGAGGGGCGAAGCUUCCAGACAACAGACAAGAGGCACUGGCGCGCAGUGUUUUGCAGGUGGCUCAUGGUUUGACUGGCGGGUCGCUGCAGCCGGAUGCGACGCAUCAACCUACUGAAAAGGAUGUUCCCGCUAGUCAGGCGACAGAGACCGCGCUGGGCGGCUGCUUGCUGCGUCUGCUUACUCCGUUUUUCACCCACGUGCUGGGGGAUCAGAGAGAAAGAGUAGAAAAAGCUGAAGCGCCUAUUGAAGACCGUGGUGGGAGCCCGAAUGCACGUGAAGACGACCCGAAAGCGGAGGCAGCGGAAGUCCAUCACGGCGGCCGCACGAGCAGAGGACGGAGCGAGUUGUCAGUCAGGCUGGAGCCGCCCAACAGCCUCUCGAAAGAGAAAGAAAGAGGAGGAUCAGAAAGGCAGAGGAAAGCCUGGUCCAGCAGUCCCCCAGUGCCAGCUAUCCGUGCCAGUGAGCGCCAACGAGGCAUUCGCGGGGGAGAAGCGGCAAGCGCAAGAGCGUCGAGUCGAAACUCAGAUAGAUCACACGGGGAGGGAUUUGACUGCGGAGGAGUCCGGUCCCACUUCCUACGAAUCGACGAGGUGAUUGACGGGUUUGAAAAGGCGCUGGAGACUGAGGCGGGCGGCCGCCAGAGCCGCCUAGGCGGCACGUCGAGAGCCUUGUCGCCCCCGCCUUCUCCCGCUUGCUCUCUCUGUUGCAGCCACCGACAGGAUGCACCAAACGCGUCUUGCGGUAUGUCCCUCUGCACAGACUACUCGCUCGCCUUCGGGGAUGCCACCGCCUCUCUGGCGCUCCGAAUCGCUUCCGCGACGCCUUCAAAAAAACUCGAUCGGUGCGAAGGCUGUCCGGACUGGAGCUGUACGCGAGGUGAACGAUGCGCGAGCUGCGACACAGACGAUUCAGAGGAAAGUGGAAUCAACUUGGAAAAACUACCGCAAGCCAUGCGGAGGCGGUUCCUCUCGAUCCGAGCUCUGGAUAAUCUGGCAGCUCGGACUUUCUGCGUGGAAGACGACUCCGGCACCGCUCUUGGUUCAGAGGGCGAUUCUAUUUGCGAGCCUGCUUUGCCCCCUGUUCCUGCUGGAUCCCCUUCGGACUUUCUUCGGUUCAUACCCCUCAACUACCCUUCAGGUAUGCCAAGAAGGGCUCACAGUCUCUCCCCGCUUUCGCGUGGUCUGCGGCUCGGGAUUGCGCCACCGGUGUCUUCCCCGGGCUCUGGCGAGGCUGGAGCCAGCAGGCGCGGAGGCAAGAAACGUGGCGCAGACAAAGAGCCCUCAAAGACUCCGGGAAAGUUGUUUCUAGCUCUGCUGCAAAAACGACGGGCGCAAACCGAAAGACUUCAGAGGAUGAAAGAGCCUCUCCGACGCAAAGAUCGAUUCCGGGGUCGGCUGACUUGGGACGCCGAUAUUAUGCACGCUUUCAGCAGAGACCUUGGCAGCGGAUUAGACGCCGUAGCAAAUGCACUCGCAGAGGCUCCGCAGGAAGAAACGAAGGAUACCAAACAUGACACAGAGGAAAAGAAGUUAAGGAGAUGGAGCAUUCUGCGGCGCGCCGCCAAGCUGAGUCAUCGUCUAAGCAGGAAAAGGAUCAGCUUCGCCCCGGACACCAUCGCAGCACGCGAGCAGCUGGUAGAAGAAAGUGAGCGUGGGAAAAACGAUACGACAGUGGAAGAUGAAAAUGAGAACUCCCAACAGCCGGUGCCGAAAGCCUCUGAAAACUAA